Molecule: messenger RNA, 258 nt
Organism: Nezara viridula (southern green stink bug)
Lineage: Eukaryota; Metazoa; Arthropoda; Insecta; Hemiptera; Pentatomidae
Source: the annotation of a GenBank genome assembly
AUGACCACCUACCUGUCAACUUCAGUAUUAUUAAUAAAAGUAGUUUUGGAAGUGUAUUUGUCACGAAGUCUAAAAUUCAAUCAUCACUUUAUGGGAAGGAGAGAUGAAUUCAUUGCCCGGGGACACCAAAUGUCUAAAGCCGGCACUGUCAGUAUUCAUCAAUGGAUCUUUAUUAUGAUCGCCACAGCUACCACGUACUUGGUCAUCUUGGUUCAGUUCGGUCAGCCUAUCUUCCCGCCAUCGCAGGAUCAUAAUUGA